Folsomia candida is the source of this 803-nucleotide messenger RNA. Its product is annotated as endocuticle structural glycoprotein SgAbd-3. The record is from RefSeq and is a predicted model, not a curated record. Gene Ontology annotation, cellular component: chitin-based extracellular matrix. Gene Ontology annotation, molecular function: structural constituent of chitin-based larval cuticle. Lineage: Eukaryota; Metazoa; Arthropoda; Collembola; Entomobryomorpha; Isotomidae. The transcript is spliced from 7 exons. The coding region runs from base 137 to 529 and encodes 130 amino acids.
GACCCCUAGCACCACUUGGACUACCUUCGCCAAAAAUUCCCCUACUUAAGCGUGGAAAAUCUGCAAAUUGACCAUCAGUCCUUCUUCUAGCUCUCGAGUGAAUUCACGGAUCACUUCAUACCCUCCUCUCAUCAAAAUGAUGAAAUACAUCCUCAUUGCCUCUUUCCUCGGGUUGGCCUUGGCUCGACCACAACAAAAGAAUGAAGAGGUCACCAUUUUGAAAAGCGAACACGAAAACCUCGGAGACGGUACUUUCAAAUGGUUGUCAGAAUUGUCCGACGGCAGCAAGCAAGAACAGAGUGGAUACUUGAAACCUGCAGAUGCUGAGAACCCAGAAGGAAUUCAAGUUAUCCAAGGCUCAUACAGCUACUACUCUCCGGAAGGAGAACUCAUUGAGCUCACCUAUAUUGCUGAUGAAAAUGGAUUCCAGCCCCAAGGCGCUCAUCUUCCCACACCUCCACCAAUCCCAGAAGCUAUCCAGAAGGCUCUUGACAUCAUCUACAAGAACAUCGAGAACAACAAGGCCUAAGUUGUACUUUUACUGUUAUCGUUCCUCCUGAUGAGACACGCACUGAUCCCUCAAUUGGAUUUUCCAAAAAUAUCUAUUUAAAAUCGAGCCUUAAGCUUGUUAAUUUGCCCCAAACUACAAACCAAAUUCACACACAACCACCCCAUAAAUAAGCACAUAAAACAUGCUAAUAUAUAUUUUUUUGUACGUUUAUCUCCACUGCUUCUGACUCUUCUCAGUGUGCCACAAUGCAAUAAAAAUGUGAUGAUUUUGUAAAUUAUUCAUUUGAAACGAA